Molecule: messenger RNA, 528 nt
Organism: Didymodactylos carnosus
Lineage: Eukaryota; Metazoa; Rotifera; Eurotatoria; Philodinida; Philodinidae
Source: the annotation of a GenBank genome assembly
AUGUCUUGCCAGUUUGAGGUGCUCGAGACAGGUAAAGUGUAUUAUUUCAAUCAAUUAACGAAAGAAAGUGUAUGGGAAAAGCCAUCAAUAGGUAAAAAUUCUAGUAAACAACAGCAAGGUACAACGGACAAAGUACGAGUUUUACACAUUUUGAUUAAACAUAAAGGCUCAAGAAAUCCAACAAAUUAUAAAAAAGAAACAAUCACUCGAUCGAAAGAAGAAGCACGUAAACAACUUGAACGUAAGCACUUAUAUUUUGAUAAAUUUUCGUUCUAUAUAGGAUGUUUUGUGUAUAUAGGUAUAAUAGAAGAAAUUCAAGAAUCAGAUGAUAUUGAAAAAACAUUUCGUCGAAUAGCAUUAGAGAAGAGUGAUUGUUCAAGUGGAGCAAGAGAAGGUGAUUUAAAUUAUUUUGGUCGAAAACAAAUGCAACAAAGUUUUGAAGAAGCUUCGUUUGCGUUGGCUGUGAAUGAAAUGAGCGACAUUGUUGAUUCAGACUCAGGUUUACAUAUUAUUUAUAGAAUCGCUUAA